CUUGGCAUGCGCAUUCAUUGAGCAACUGAUAACUCAGUUCAACAGAGGAUAGUUUCAACGUGCGGGAGAAUACCGUAACUGACAGUUCACAAAUAAUCGGAAAAAUGUUCAGUUUUCAUAAACCCAAAAUAUACAGAAGCAUUAAUGGAUGCUGUAUUUGUCGAGCCAAGUCCUCUAGCUCACGAUUCACAGACAGUAAAAGAUAUGAAUGUGAAUUUGAAAAGUGCUUCCGUAUUCGUGAAAAGAGGGCAGGGGAGAUAUGCAAUGCAUGUGUCCUGUUGGUGAAGAGGUGGAAGAAAUUACCAGAAGGAACAAGCAGACAUUGGCACCAUGUGGUGGAUGCCAGAGCAGGCCCAGGAAUUAAGUCCUCAAUGAAGGUCAAGAACAACAAGAGCCCUACCAACAAUAAAUACAAGUCUCCUCUAAAGUCCAAGAAGCUUUACCCCAGUAGCAUUCCUAGAACUCUGUACGACAUCUCAGUGAAUGAGGAUAGCUGUGACAAAGAUGAGUUUGAUGGCAGUGAGAGUGAGGAAUCUGAGGCUGAGGAAAGUCAGGAGAAUUGUCAGCGUAAGAACAAAAGGAAGCAGACCGACCCACGCAUCAGUCCUUUCCUUGAUCUCAGCUACUGGAAAAAGACAGAAGUCUGCUGUGGCACAAUAUUCAAGGGCCUAAAUGGAGAGGUCUUGGUGGAUCCUCAGUUGUUACACCCCUGCUUCAGCUGCCACAAGAAUAGAAAUCGUCGCGGUGGAGAGAUCAGGCGAAGCCAGUCAACUGAUGAUACCGAGAGCAAUUCCAGUACAAACAGCUUCGGAGAAACGGAAUUCCUGGACACAUCCUGUGUGGAAAAUGAUAUGGACAAUAUUCCGUCACUGGAGAACAGUGCUGCUCUUUCUUUGACGGAGUUCAAGUGUUCAGAUGCGUUCUCCCAACCUCCUCCCCUAGCCAUGGAGUGUUAAAUCACAGUGAACUUCUGCAAAAUGUUCUAUCUGUCCAGGGGGGAUAGUAUUAUCUUGCCAAGAAGUGCAGCAAAAUUGAUUUGAAAUAUCAGUGUUGGAAUUGUAUGAUUGUAUAUUUAUGUGUGUGGUGAAAAUGAGAAUUAAUUUAUUUAAUUUUGUGCAAAAAUUGGAUGAACGGUGCAUAAAAGUAUGAAUGAUGGUUUCUUUUCUGUGAGAUUUUAAAGCAAAAAAAAAAGAUCUGUAUAAAUAUAUCCUUAUACUCAAGAACUGAGAGCCUUUUUGUGUAAAGGUGAACUUGUUGAUUCCAGACCAAAGUGGCUUGACGGCUCUAGUCAGGACAUAAUAGUCGUAGAAGCCUUCGCCUUGGGAAGUCAAACACGUAACAUUAAUGACCUUGUGAUCCUCAGUGAUUUAUUACAUGGAUACAUGCAGCAAACGAUGCAGCAGUGAUGAGAAAUUUCCACAAUGCAGUGAAUGCCUGAUGAGAGCGUUUCGAUUACUUAUUGCCAAAAUGCUCAUUUAUAUAUGUAACAUACCAUAUAUAUAUUACAAGGACUUUUUACAACCAAAUUUUACUCUGUAGUUUGAUACUGAUAUUUUCAUUGGUACACUUGUACCUAACACAAUAUUAAUUAUAUAUAUCCCAUCAUCAUCAGGCAUUUUUUUCUCUGUUGUUUCCAUGGUAAUUAUGACAACACAGUUCAUGGUCAUCCACUUUUGUGUUUUGGGACAUUUUUUGCAAAGUGCAUAGUGGUCAUGAAAAAAGAGAAAAUUACGUUUUUUUAUUGUUUUUUUUUUAAAGUAUGAAGGUCACUUUUAUGAUAUUUCACUUUACCACAGACGUGUUCCAAUAUCGCACAAAAACAAAUGUCCUCGUAAAUUGUGGAAAUGAAAUGUCAUAAAACUGAUUUUAUAAUAUAUUUAUUAUUAUUUAUAAUGUGGUACUGAAGUGCCAAGUACUUGUAUAUAUUGUUGUAUAAAGUUAUUUGUCAAUCAUUAUUUAUUUGCAAAGGAAAAAUCCCACAUGCAGUUUAUUGUUUUUUCUUGCUGUUCAAAUAUUUGGUUGUUCUUCUCUUGUCCCAUUACAAUACUCGACCAAAGAACAAUUCACUGACAGGGGUCAAAAUUGGAAAUAAACUGUACUAAGUUAAGAUUUGGCAUUAUAAAUGAACACUUACAAAAUUUUUCUUAUGUCGAAAAAAAAUAUUUUAUUUCCUGUUUCAGUAAAAGUAUCAACAACUCUUAACCUUAUUUUGCAUUGGUUUACUUCUUGCUUUAUAUACAAGUGUAAGAUUUUUUAUCCAGGAAGACUUGAGUAAAAAAGACAUUAUUUCAUUGGAGGAUGUUCUAAGGGGAAGUUGUGAUUAUUAAACUUGUAAGGAAGUUAGCCUGUGGUCUAUUAAUUAUUCUGCUUUCAUAUGUUUCUUAUUUUGCAAAAAAAAAAAAAAAAUUGAAUGUGUUUUUGACACACUUUUGUCAUUUUCACCUUUUACAUUUAUAAAUAGCAAAGGCAUUAUGCACUUAUCAUCUGGUGCUGUAAUUUAUUUUUAUUUUAACAUUCAGAAUUGCUUUUAAUGACCACCAUGAACCCCCUGGAAAUAAAAUCAGGUGUUUUUUUGUUUUUUUUUAGAAAUUUAAUUUCAUUUUGUACAGGUGCAUAUCACUUAUUUAGAGUGUUGUAAUGUUAGGAUCUGAGUGUUGAUUCCUGUGAUUAGACUGACCGGUGUAAAUAAAUUUGGCCAGAAAUCAUUUGCUCAGUUGCAGUAUCUUUAAGAAAAAAUGGUCUCUUUUGUAAAAUUUUUAGAAUCAGGAAGGUUUUGAAUUCCACUGCACUACAAAAAAAAUUGGAAAAAUAUGAACACUGGGCAAAUGAUUUUAGUAUAAUAUAUAUAUUGUGUAAGUGUAGUGUGUGUUGUACAACCCUGUUAUGUAAUUUAUAUAAUUUACAGAUAAUUGAUUUCUGUGGUUAAUUAUAUAUGAAACUUGAAAAAUGACUUUCCUUUAAAAAAAUUUAAUUAAUGAACAACACAUUACGCAUUGGAAGAAAAGUGUAUAUUGUUAAGUUUUGUGGUCGCUCUAUACAGAAAGAGUCAAAGUGAUUUUAAUGUUCCAUUAUGUCAGAUAUUUAUAGAGUCAGAUAUAUUAAUAUACGUAGUUAUAAAUAGAAUGCAUGUCUUUCUUAAUAUUCUUACCUCUAGAAAAUAUAACCUAUUGUUGUCAUGUUGAAUGUAGGAGGAGGAUCCAAGAAUUUCUUAAAAGUAGUCAAAAGAAAAUUUAGGCAGUUUAUCAUUGUGUACAAAGUUUUGAAAAUUCAUGAAAUUUCAUUUUCUGAACAGAUGAAUAUUGGAUCGUUCUCCCGUUAUUUUCCAAACUCCUUGAUGAGCUGUUCACAACAGUCACAUGUGUAUACUUGACCUACAGGAUAUCAAUGUUUCCCCACAUCAUAGUUUUGAUGGCCCUUUUUCCCCCUUGAAAUUAUAUUUGCAUGUUGUACUUACUUAACAUUCAUCAUAUAUUAUUUAAAAAGAAAAAAAAAAUAUGGAGUAAUGUUCCAUUGUAUUAACAAAGUAAAAUGUCUGUGUGCUAGCAGAAGCUACAUUUCUCAGCUUUUUGAUGAGCGUGGAUGAGAUUUGCUUUAUUUUCCUUUGAUUUAAUCAGGGAUAUUUUUUUUCUCAGGGUAAAUUCCCAAGUAACUGUUUGAGUUGCAUUAUCAUUGUAUCAGUCUGUGCAACUGUUUUAUAUUAUUAUUUAAGUGUAGAACUUAAUUCUUCCCCUCUUUUUUAUACAGAAAAAGAAGCAAAUGUUGCCAACUAUUUAUAUUUAUACUUUUUAAGUAAUUAUGAAAUGAACAAAAAAAAAAAUAUCAUUGAGUUGCUAAAGCAGCCCCCUGCCAUUGCCACAUGUGACAAUGUGACUAAUGAAUGUUUGUGACUGGCAUCAAAUGCAGGCAUAGAAGAUUCAUCCUUCAUUAAUUUGUGUUGAGAUGUUUUUAUCAAGGUCAAACCUGUUCCUGUCAAGGACACUGCCACGUGGAACGCAAGCCAAUGAAAACCUCAACAUUUUUUUUAUAUAAUAAUAUAUAAGUGUUCUCCAUGAAUACAUUGAUUGAUCUCAAUAUUUAUAUAUUGUGUAUGCAUGACAAAACACUAUACUUGAAUGCUUUUUGACGUGUAAACAUGAAAAAUAGAACCCAUUAAGGGCCAGUAAGUAAUAUAUGUUACAAUGAUAAUCUGUCCAGAAUAUGUUCAUAAUAAUGUAUGUUUUUCCUUUUUAUCAAUAUGUAUAAAUUGCUUUGUGAUUUUUUGCUUUUUAUAGUGUAAAGGUUUGUGUUUGAUCUUUUUCCUGAGUCGCUCAAAUAUUCACUGUAGGCAGAAUUACACAUUGACUGUUCUUAAUCUUAGUAUUGGGAAAAAAAACCAAAUGAGGAGUUUACUAUUUUUUUUUUUUUUGAAAGUCUACCUCAGAGAUUUCCAGAACAAUAUAUAACAUGGUGAUUGUCCAUGUUGUAUGUUGAGUCUGGUGGACAAUAACUGGUUCAGUCAUACUUAUUUAAUCUGUCCUGUAGAUGUAAAGAAGUGAAGGAAACAUUUUGUUUUCAGAUCCCAGGUGUGGGGUGUUUCUUUGGUGCAUCUCUAAUUUACAUUACUUUAUUUGUCUUCCACUGUUGAGAAAAGAAAACAUGACUGACAUCGAACACCCAUUUUCAAAAUUCUUGAUAUUCAGAAAUUUUAUGUGUGGUCUUUGUUUCUGCCCAGAAACAAGGCACUGGUGGGAUUACGUAAACAUUCAUAAAGGGGGAGGGGGUAACUCAGUAAAAUUAAAACUCCUCAAAAUGUUUCCCUCCAUUUUAACAAUAAUGACAGAUUGCAACCAAAUGCCAGUAUAUAAGUUAGAGACAUUCCGAAGUGACCAGUGUGACGGAAUAUUUAUGUGUCCUCUCAUUUGUACAUUACAUUAUUAAAGCAUUGUAUUGAAAAUAAA
Messenger RNA from Saccostrea echinata, 4937 nucleotides. RefSeq names its product SIN3-HDAC complex-associated factor-like. Gene Ontology annotation, biological process: negative regulation of cell migration. The coding region runs from base 105 to 956 and encodes 283 amino acids. The record is from RefSeq and is a predicted model, not a curated record. Lineage: Eukaryota; Metazoa; Mollusca; Bivalvia; Ostreida; Ostreidae. The transcript is spliced from 5 exons.